Molecule: messenger RNA, 432 nt
Organism: Alternaria arbusti
Lineage: Eukaryota; Fungi; Ascomycota; Dothideomycetes; Pleosporales; Pleosporaceae
Exons: 2
Coding region: 1-432 (143 amino acids)
Source: RefSeq, a predicted model, not a curated record
AUGACGGCUAUUCAGGACUAUCAGUACCGACCACUCGUGGAAGAUGACAACUCGCGCUUCAUACAGUUGUAUCCAGCGGCGCAGUUCGACGAUCCCAUACACGUAGAUCUCGUCGAGCGGGCGUACGAUGCCUCGAAUACCGAUGGCCCGACCGGCUACGAAGCUUUGUCCUAUACGUGGGGCACAGAUCUGGAUUCGGCUUACAUCUUUGUUGCGCAAGAUUCUCGCUUGCUUGUCCGUCGCAAUGUUACCCAGAUCUUGGGGUAUCUGAGGGACGAACCCGGACACGAUUUGCAAGCGUUCAAGGUCGGGCCUCCAAAUAAAUACUUCUUCACUGGGGAGGACGACGACAUCACUCGUGCAAUGAAGUUCCUCGAGACUGGAUGGUUUACUAGGCGCUGGGUAAAAUACUACCGGUCUUCGAACGGAUGA